AUGCUUCCGGUGCUAGAGAUUGAUGGCAAGGCGAUAGCGCAGAGCAACGCGGUGGCCCGAUACUUGGCCAAGCAAUUCGGCCUGGCCGGAAAAGACGAAUGGGAGGCGUUGCAAUGUGACGUGCUCGUCGACACUCUAGGAGAUCUCAAGCAAGUCGAAAAACACAUGCCUCUCAGGUUGGAUGAUGAAGCUGGCGAGGAUUUAGCCAACUCUAAGGAUCACACACCGGCAAAGAAAGUUCGAUUUGAUGAAGAUAGUGCCACUCCUGGCUGCUCUUGGAUGUCAACUGAUAACAGGGCCUCUUCAUUUCAUGUUUCACCAAAAAUUCUAAUGCCUAUUCCAAAAGUAAAAGAAACCGUGAAAAGGGCUAAUCGAAAGAGGGGAAAGACUGCAGUUUUAACAGACUCACCAUACAAAAAAGAGUUGGAAACCGCUAUUAAUGAAAAAGCGAAAAAGAACUUAGCUAAGGAAGAAAGAGCAAGGGCAAAACUGGAAAAGAGUAAAAAUAAGAAAAAUAAGACUGAAAAAAAUAAAGGAAAGUGCCUGAAGACGAAUGGAAAAAAGAAGGACCUGAAGAGAGAAUGCAAACUUAACAAAAGCGAUUCUGAGGAUUUAUCUGACUGUGAAUGUUUGUAUUGUGGUGAAUUUUAUUCAAAGUCAAUUGAUGGUUGGGCCGCCUGUUCUGUGUGCAAUAAAUGGGCACACAAUUUCUGUGCGGGAAUUGAUAGCGGGGAUGAUGAGGCUGUUCUUGUGUGUGAAUUUUGUGAAUCGGAUUGA
Molecule: messenger RNA, 777 nt
Organism: Brassicogethes aeneus
Lineage: Eukaryota; Metazoa; Arthropoda; Insecta; Coleoptera; Nitidulidae
Source: the annotation of a GenBank genome assembly